CACGUUUCGCGUCGUUGUGGACAACCAUGGCCGAGGUAGGCAGAGUAGACGACGGGUACAGGUCGUCGGACGAUGAGGACUACAUGCCAUCGGCUGGCUCGGACGACGAGGUCGAGGUGGUGGUCGAGGCCGGGACCGCGGCAGCAGUCACAGCUGGGGCUGGGCCAGGCGCGAAUGGGCUGCGCAAGAAGAAGCAGAAGCGGAAGCGGAAGCGGAAUGUGGAUGCAUUGGAUGAGGACGAAAAGCUGCUCAAGCGCCGUGGCGUCGGCAUGUCCGAGGAGACGAGGAAGCUGGCCGAGGCGAUGAGGGCCGAGGAAGAGGCGGCCAGGCUAGCCAACGAGGUCAAGGCAUCAUCUGCGCGCAAGGCCACCGUCGACGAUCUCUGGGCCGAGCUGAACGGCGGGAGCAAGUCCAAGGCGGCCGCGCCACGCAAGACUUCGAGCGCAGCAGCUGCUGCUCGAGCGCCGGCGGCCGCGGCUCCGCCGCCAUCUCGCGCGGCGACCAAGGCACGGCCGUCGCUGCAGGAAAUCAUGGCUGGCAAGACGAGCCGCACAACAAGCAGGAAGCCAGGAGUGGUGGCGUUGACAGAAGAGUUUGACUUUGCAGGCACUACGGUGGCGGUAACCAAGGAGGUGGCGGCCAACUCGACCGAGGCGCGGCGGGCGCAAAAGUCGAAUCGGGUCGACGCGCUCCUCUCCAAACUCAAGGGCAAGAAGAAGAUGACGGUUGGGCUCAAAACCGCCCUCGACUGGAACUCGUUCAAAGAGAGCAACAACCUGGCGGCCGAGCUCGAGGCCAAGCGCAAAGACGCGUAUCUGGAGCGCCAGGACUUUCUUCAGCGGACCGACGAGAGGCUGUUUGAGAAGGAGAAGGCGCAGCGGCAAACCGAGCGCCUCAAGCUCGAGGCGGAAUUGGCGGCGCUCAAGCGCCGGUAGCCGCCGAUGGCCCGCUACUCCCGGUACUCGACGAACGAGCCGUGACCAGUCUUGCUCGCGUGCUCCACCGCGGCCUUCUGUCCCCGCAGCACUGUGCCACAGUCUUGGCAAAAGAGAGCAAAGGAGCCAACGUCGGUAAAGCCGUGCGCCGA
Molecule: messenger RNA, 1087 nt
Organism: Thecamonas trahens ATCC 50062
Lineage: Eukaryota; Apusomonadida; Apusomonadidae
Exons: 1
Coding region: 27-935 (302 amino acids)
Source: RefSeq, a predicted model, not a curated record